Messenger RNA from Fusarium subglutinans, 402 nucleotides. RefSeq lists its product as uncharacterized. Lineage: Eukaryota; Fungi; Ascomycota; Sordariomycetes; Hypocreales; Nectriaceae. The coding region runs from base 1 to 402 and encodes 133 amino acids. The transcript has a single exon. The record is from RefSeq and is a predicted model, not a curated record.
AUGUCCGAAACAAACACCACCAAAUCCGUUCGUGUUGCCCGUUCACAGCCAUAUCCUCCCGACAGCUACCAUUCUCGAUGUAUCCCCUGCUGGAUUCAUGCAAUCAAACGCCCUUACAACAAUCCAGAAACUCCUUUCCGACGACGACUCGUCGAAGCACUUGGCGACAUCGAAUGGGUCACCAUCGAUGUGCAUCGCAUCGGAUACGCGGAGUCCGAAGAAGCUCUGGAAGAUCGGUGGCUGUGUCCCAUCACUAUAUGCGUCUCAGUGAGGCCGGGCUCGACAACACCUGAGCAGGGCCAAGCAGCAGUCCUCAGAUGCAAGCAAGUUUUUGACGAGUUCGAUCGCCCCGAUAUGGAAGUCGACAUCAGUGAGGACGUGCCAUGGGACCCCUGGUUGUAG